This is a messenger RNA of Fonsecaea multimorphosa CBS 102226, 1146 nucleotides long. RefSeq lists its product as uncharacterized. The transcript has a single exon. Bases 1 to 1146 code for a protein of 381 amino acids. The record is from RefSeq and is a predicted model, not a curated record. NCBI's taxonomy places the organism in Eukaryota, Fungi, Ascomycota, Eurotiomycetes, Chaetothyriales, Herpotrichiellaceae. Gene Ontology annotation, molecular function: catalytic activity.
AUGGCUUUACCCAGCCUGAGGGCAGCAGCAUGCCACAUCUCACCCCACAUUCUCUCCGCUGCCCGUACAACUCAGAAGACUAUCCGUUGCAUCGAAUUAGCUGCCAGACAAUCGGCGAAUCUAGUCGUGUUCCCGGAAGCUUCAAUCCCUGCUUUUCCACUAUGGUGCUCACUUCUCCCGCCGACUCACACCCAUCAUUUCUUCCGACGGAUGGUGCAGGAGUCGGUCUGUGUUGAUGGCCAAGAGAUCUCUGCUAUUCGUCAAGCAGCCCGCGACAACCGCGUUGUUGUCAGCCUGGGUAUAUCUGAGAAGGUGCGAUACAGCUCCGGCACUCUUUUCAACACCAAUAUAAUCAUUGGCGAGGACGGCGAAAUCCUGGUUCAUCACCGCAAGUUGAUGCCUACAUUCUUCGAGAAGCUGACUUGGGCUCCUGGAGAUGGCUAUGGCCUACGCGUGGCCCAAACCCGGUAUGGCAAGAUCGGGGCAUUGAUUUGUGGUGAGAACACCAACCCACUGGCUAGAUAUACUCUCAUGGCACAGGGGGAGCAAGUCCAUAUUUCCACUUGGCCUGCCAUCUGGCCGACCCGAGUCAUUGUCGAGAAUGCGGGCCAUGAAGACAAUCCCGGAAGCACAAGGAGUCGCAAUUAUGACAACAUUGCAGCAAAUCAUACGCGAGCAGCGGCUCACUGCUUUGAAGCCAAAUGUUUCGGAAUCAUGAGCGCGGGACAUCUUGAUGAUGCUGCCAUGGCUGACAUUGCUGCAAUGACCGAGCUACCAGAGGAUAUGCACCAGAAGCUAGCAAGCUACCCCCGAGGAGCAACUCAAUUUCUUGACCCAACAGGCAAAAUCGUUCAGGGGGGAUUUGCAUUGGACCUCACCAAGGAUCAGCUGGUGGACGGACAAAACAUCGUCACUAAUAUGGAAGCGAUUCUCUUUGCAGACCUGGACCUGAACGAGUGCAUAGAAGGCAAGCAGUACCACGAUGUUGUUGGGGGAUAUCAGAGAUUCGAUGUCUUCUCGUUGCAAGUUAAUCGUCAGAGACACGAGCCUGUACAGUUUCAUGACGGGAACGAGGACGCACCGAGCUUGAGCAGCCUUGGUAAUGACGACCAGACAAGUUCCGGUGGGAAGGGGAGGGAAGCGUGA